AUGAUACGUGGGGCUCUGGCAUUGUCUGCUACAGUAGUAGCAUCACUUCGUCAGAACUCGGUGGCACGCAUAUGCAGCAGCUCUGUUGCGCUUGCUGGUGUUCGUCCAUUAGGACCGAAGAGUAGAGUCCCGGAUUUCUCUGUGAGCCUUGGUACAGCAGUUGUAAACGGCGAAUUCAAAACAAUCAGCGCCAAAGACUAUAAGGGCAAAUGGCUUAUCGUGUUUUUCUAUCCGCUCGAUUUCACAUUCGUUUGUCCAACCGAAAUAACUGCGUUCAGUGAUCGAGCUGACGAAUUCCGCAAACUAAACACCGAGCUGAUCGCAUGCUCAUGCGAUUCGCAUUUCUCACAUUUGGCCUGGACUCAGACUCCGCGUAGUGAAGGCGGCUUGGGCGAUAUGCAG
This is a messenger RNA of Gongylonema pulchrum, 402 nucleotides long. The record is from the annotation of a GenBank genome assembly. Lineage: Eukaryota; Metazoa; Nematoda; Chromadorea; Rhabditida; Gongylonematidae.